Molecule: messenger RNA, 2381 nt
Organism: Fukomys damarensis (Damara mole-rat)
Lineage: Eukaryota; Metazoa; Chordata; Mammalia; Rodentia; Bathyergidae
Gene: Camkv
Product: CaM kinase like vesicle associated
Exons: 11
Coding region: 101-1600 (499 amino acids)
Biological process (GO): peptidyl-serine phosphorylation
Cellular component (GO): intracellular anatomical structure
Molecular function (GO): ATP binding; calmodulin binding; calcium/calmodulin-dependent protein kinase activity
Source: RefSeq, a predicted model, not a curated record
CGGAUUCUGCUCUCGCCGCCCCCGGAGCCCUCGGCGCCCUGCUGAGCCCGCGGCAGCCUCCUCCCAGUGACCGACCAACGCUGCAGCUUAGAGCCUGGCAAUGCCGUUUGGGUGUGUGACUCUGGGUGACAAGAAGAACUAUAACCAGCCAUCAGAGGUGACAGAUAGAUAUGAUUUGGGACAGGUCAUUAAGACGGAGGAGUUCUGUGAAAUCUUCCGUGCCAAGGACAAGACCACUGGCAAGCUGCAUACCUGCAAGAAGUUUCAGAAGCGGGAUGGCCGAAAGGUGCGGAAGGCAGCCAAGAAUGAGAUUGGCAUCCUCAAGAUGGUGAAGCAUCCCAAUAUCUUGCAACUGGUGGAUGUGUUUGUAACCCGCAAGGAGUACUUCAUCUUCCUGGAGCUGGCCACGGGGAGGGAGGUGUUUGACUGGAUCCUGGACCAGGGCUACUACUCGGAGCGAGACACGAGCAACGUGGUGCGGCAGGUCCUGGAGGCUGUGGCCUACUUGCACUCACUCAAGAUUGUACACAGGAACCUGAAGCUAGAGAACCUGGUUUACUACAAUAGGCUGAAGAACUCGAAGAUUGUCAUCAGCGACUUCCAUUUGGCUAAGCUAGAAAAUGGCCUCAUCAAGGAGCCUUGCGGGACCCCUGAGUAUCUGGCCCCAGAAGUGGUAGGACGGCAACGGUAUGGACGUCCUGUGGACUGCUGGGCUAUUGGCGUCAUCAUGUACAUUCUGCUUUCAGGCAACCCACCCUUCUAUGAGGAGGUGGAAGAAGAUGACUAUGAGAACCAUGAUAAGAAUCUCUUCCGCAAGAUCCUGGCUGGCGACUAUGAGUUUGACUCUCCAUACUGGGAUGAUAUUUCUCAGGCAGCCAAAGACUUGGUCACAAGGUUGAUGGAGGUAGAGCAAGACCAGCGGAUCACUGCAGAAGAGGCCAUCUCCCAUGAAUGGAUUUCUGGCAAUGCUGCUUCUGAUAAGAACAUCAAGGAUGGUGUUUGUGCCCAGAUUGAAAAGAACUUUGCCAGGGCCAAGUGGAAGAAAGCUGUCCGAGUGACCACCCUCAUGAAACGGCUCCGGGCACCAGAGCAGUCUGGCACAGCUGCCUCUCAGUCUGCCUCAGCCACAGAGUCUACCACCCCCGGGGCUGCAGGUGGGGCCACAGCUGCUAGUGGAGCUGUUCCAGCCUCAGGGGGCAGUGCUGCUGCAGCCACAGCGGGAGAUGCCGCAUGUGCUGCCAAGAGUGAUAAUGUGGCUUCUGCAGACCGUAGUUCCACCCCGGCCACAGAUGGCAGCACCACUCCAGCCACUGAUGGUAGUGUCACCCCGGCCACUGAUGGCAGCAUCACCCCAGCCACUGACAGGAGCGCUACUCCAGCCACUGAUGGGAGAGCCACACCAGCCACAGAAGAAAGCACGGUGCCCACCACUCAAAGCAGUGCCACACCUGCUGCCAAGGCAGCUACCACCCCUGAACCAGCUAUGGCUCAGCCAGACAGCACAGCCCUAGAUGGCACCACAGGCCAGGUUCCACCCUCUAGUAAAGGGGAAGAGGCUGCUGGCUAUAUCCAGGAGUCUCAGAAGGAGGAGACUAGCUGAAUGGGCAACCUGGUUGGGGGUUGGGGGACUCACAGGAGGGUGGGAAAGUGGAUGAGGGGAUUCUCACUGUACAUAGAGUUGCUGGAAUGAUGCCCUUGCUCCCCCAAGCCCCCUAUCCCAGUGGGGCAUGCCUGGGGGGUCACAGGAGAGCAAUCUUAUCUCCUGUAUGUAUGUGUAUGAGUGGUGGGUUGGCCAGAGGAAGGGUCAGCCCCAGCCCCUGCAUGGAUUCCUUGUGGCUUUUUUGUCUUUUGCCAGCUUCUCUAGUUUUUCUGUUCCUUAUUGAAUGCUGCUCUAGGGAUACUCAGGGGGUCCCUGCUUUUCUCCUUCCCUUCCUGCCUCAUCAUUCCCCCAGGCAGGCCCUGCAAGUCCCAUAUUUUCCCAGUCCCUAAAUUGGAUGGCCUUGCCCUGAGAGCUGGUCUUCCAGCGAGGCCCUGUCAGUGGUCAUAGGCUCCUGAACUUGAAGGUGUGUACCUGUAAUGUGUGGGCUGCUCUAGGAGUAGAUACUGGCCAAUAUAGAGGAUGUAGAAAUCUAGGGCACUGUGCUUUACAUCAAGACUGGUCACAUGGCUAGGGGCACUGCAUGCUAGCUGUGGGGGUCCUCAGAAGUAGGAAAGAAUGAAUAGGAGGGUGGAAGAUUCCACAUUUGUCCCUGGGAAGGCCCUCCUAAGACCCUGCCAUGGAUUGCCCUCUCAUGAGCUUUUAAUGGAAAGGAAGAGCAAUUAAGAAUUGGCAGUGAGGGUCAGGGAUUUAGCUCAGUGGUUCCUGAGAUCAAUCCCCGGUA